Heterotrigona itama is the source of this 4093-nucleotide messenger RNA. Lineage: Eukaryota; Metazoa; Arthropoda; Insecta; Hymenoptera; Apidae. The record is from the annotation of a GenBank genome assembly.
AUGUCUACUUUAUUUUACAUUUCCCUGUAAUUUUUUUAUAUAGAUAGUUUUGAUUAUUUGUUUUUUAAAAGCAUUUUAAAAAUUUUAGUACUACUCAUUGAUAAAUUGAAUAGUUAAUAACAAUAUAUUUUUAUAAAUUAUAUAUUUAUAGCUGUCUUUUUAAUAAAAUCAAGAAUCUUUCAUUCUCUUUUAAAUUGCAAACAGAAAAAGGUAUUAGAAUACACAUAUGUAAAGACAUUAUAUUUAUUGAAGUUUCGAUCAAUAUUAAAGUUGUUGGUAUUUAAAGUUUCACAUCUAUGCAAUUCUACUUUAUUGUUUGAAAUAACACUUCAGAAAAGGCAAGUCCACAUUUCUCACGUCUGAUUGGUUACUGCAGUUGUAAUGGUUAUUACAAAAAAAAGUGGUGCAUGGUUUGAUGACGUAAUUUUUAUUCUAAAUAUAAAACGAAGGAUGUGAUGUAAAAUAUCGUAUCAAUAAUACUUUGUGUAUUUUCUGCAUAAAGUUUCGUCUCGGAAAGUGUUGAUAAUAUUAAUGACAUAUAUAAGAGUUAUUUAAUUAAGUCUAGAAGGAUACUAGGUAUUUUUUAAUAUCUGUAAUAUAACAUUAAUGUUUCUUUUCAAUUAAAAGAUAACAAAUAACUACAGUUAAUAAAUUAGCUCUUCUUUAUCAUUAAAAAAUGCCAGGGUAAGCAUCUAUUAUUUCUUUUCAUUCAAACAUAGUGUAGAGUAUCUUCCAUCAGCAAAAUUAAUUGCCAGGUAUAUAACUUUAAAUCCGUUAUUAUAAAAUAUAAAUGCUAAUAUUUAUGUAAUUUCAUGUUUACAAGAGAAAAGUUAUUUUUGUGUAGUGAUAUGGAAAAAAUAAAUUAUAUAUAUAAUUAAUAAAUUAUUUAUUAUAUAUUGUAUAAUUAUUUAUUAUAUGAAAAAAUAAAUUAUUUUUAUAUUAUCUAAUUAAGAAUAUAUAAAGAAUAUAUAUUUGUUAUGUAAAACUAUAUAAUGUAUAAUUAUAUAAAACUAUUAAAAAUUUAAUAAUGAUAAUAUUUUGAAAAUAAAUUUUUCAGUUUUUGUAUAUUUUACAAUUUUUCCUCAACAUCUAAUGCAUGUUUACACACAUUAGUUAUCUUUAAUGUACAUUAGAUUUUUCAUUUUUAAAUUGGAUUUAAAUGAAGCUUCAAAUUAUGCUUAUUUAAAAAGUGUUACAGAGAUGUCUUUGGAUAAUAUGUUUUGUUCUCGAUGUAGAGAAGGUUUUGUACCUCAUGAAAAAAUUGUUAAUUCAAAUGGAGAAUUAUGGCAUCCACAGUGUUUUGUAUGUGCACAAUGCUUCCGCCCAUUCCCAGAUGGAAUAUUUUAUGAAUUUGAAGGAUAUAAAUAUUGCGAACAUGAUUUUCAUGUCUUAUUUGCACCUUGCUGUGAAAAAUGUGGAGAAUUUGUUAUUGGUCGUGUAAUAAAAGCAAUGAAUGCUAAUUGGCAUCCAGGAUGUUUUCGUUGUGAAGAAUGUAAUGGUGAAUUAGCUGAUGCAGGAUUCAUUAAAUGUCAGGGUAGAGCUUUAUGCCAUACAUGUAAUGCACGUGUUAAGGCUGGGGUUCUUGGAAAAUAUAUUUGUCAUCAAUGCCACGGUGUAAUUGAUGACAAACCUCUUCGUUUUCGUGGAGAACUCUAUCAUCCAUAUCAUUUUAAUUGUACUGCUUGUGGUAUAGAACUUAAUUCAGAUGCUAGAGAAGUUAAUUCUAGACCAGGAUAUGCUGCUAAUGAAAUGAAUGAGCUAUAUUGUUUGAGAUGUCAUGAUAAAAUGGGAAUUCCAAUUUGUGGUGCAUGUCGACGUCCCAUUGAAGAACGAGUAGUAACUGCCUUAGGUAAACAUUGGCAUGUUGAACAUUUUGUUUGUGCAAAAUGUGAAAAACCAUUUUUAGGUCAUCGACAUUAUGAAAAGAAAGGUUUAGCUUAUUGUGAAACACACUACCAUCAACUUUUUGUUUUUACAGCUUUGAAUAAAGCAUGGUGUGUUCAUCAUUUCGCAUGUGCAUUUUGCGAUCAAAAAAUGAAUCAAAAAACGAAGUUUUUUGAAUUUGAUUUAAAACCAGCUUGUAAAAAGUGUUAUGAUAAAUUCCCACAAGAAUUGAAAAAACGUAUGCGUCGAAUGUAUGAUUUAAACCCUAAAAGAAUACCAGUUUAAACAUAUAUCAGCCUAUGGUUAUUUGGAAAUAUCUUCUAAUAUUAUUAAUGAAAGUUUAUGUUAUUGACGUUUAUGUUAUUAUAACGUUAUACUAUGUUUUAAUUGAUAACAUUAUAUUAAAUAAUUAUAUUUAUACUCUGUAUUGAUCAUAAUAACUAUUUUAAUAUGUCUAUAUAAAUUAUUAUAUAUGUAUAUGAAUUUUAAAAUGUUUUGUUGUGAAUAAAUUGAAUAACUACAUUUAUAUUUGAAAAUAUAUUUUGUAUAUUAAAAAGAUACUUAAAUCACUAUUAAUAAUACUCAAAUUUUAUAAAACACAUUACAUGUAAACUCGAUUUUAUUAUAUAUAAACUAAAUGAAAAAGAUAUUUACAUCAUUUGUGUUUAUUCAUCUCAAUAGUAAUGUUAAAAUAAAUUUUCGUUUUAAAAAUAUUUUUCAUAUUUAAUAUUUCUAGAAUUAUAAAUAUUAGGAUAUUUUAUAAUCGGUAUUUUUAUAGAAAACAUUUGAAUAAAUUAUGAAUUAAUUAAAUAAGAAUAAUAAUCGAUAUAAUUAAUAUAGUUACACUUUUCUAUGUAAAACAAAAUAAUACUAUUUAUAACAUAUCAUUAAAAUAUUCUGCAUCUUAACAAUUAAAUGAAUUUUUUAUGUCUUACUUAAUCUUUUUCUAUUUAUGUCUUGAUAGAAUACCACAAUUGGAUAUAAUUAUUGUUUUAAAUGGUUUUCCUGUUUUUGUACCAAAUUCUUCAAUCUAAUAAACAUUAGAUAUCAGAAAAUUUAAGAGAAAAUAACAGUUCUUUUUUGAGUUUUAUUGUACAAAAAAUAAUUAUAUGAGUAAUAAAUAUUUUUUAUAUGUAAAGAAAUUUAGAAAUAAAAAGAUGCUUAAUAUAAUUGAAAUAAAUUUACCUUAUAAAUAUUUGAGAGACCUGCAAUAACUUUUCCAAAAACUACAUUCUUUCUAUUUACUGUUUCCAAUUUUCUAAAAGUAAGAUUAAAUUUGGAAUUGCUUGUAUUUUCAGUUUCAUUACACAUGGACAAAAUUCCAGGGCCAGCAUGACGUAAAUUAUAAUUCUCAUGCUUAAAUGAUUCACCAUAUAUGGAUCUUCCUCCACUUCCGUCAAACUUUGUAACAUCUCCACCUUGACACCAAUAACCAGAUACAAUUCGAUGAAAUGGUGUGUUUCUAUUAGAAAUAUGUUAUGUUAUUUUCGUUUAUUAAAUUUGUAUAUGAAUAGUAUCUUCCUUAAUAUCUUUCUCUAUAUAUUAGUUUCCUUCUUUCGAAUUAUAUAUUAGUUUCUUUCUUUCAUUUGUACUUAAGAUACAACUUUAUUUAUUCUUAAAAAAUAUUUUUCUUUAAAAAAUAUUUUUUUAUGAUUUGUCUUGAUGAUAUGGUACAAAGUAAUCGUUAAAGCUAUUAAUAUUAAAGUACAAAAAUAAUAUGAAAAAUUUUAUAUUAAAUUUAAAUAAUAUAAUCAAUGCUUCCAAAAUAUUUACUUGAAAGACAAACUAUUAUAUCCAUGACACAAUUCCGCAAAAUUUGCACAUGUCCGGGGUACAACAUCAUCAUAAAGUUCAAACUGAAUAGAUCCUAAUUUCUGAUCUCCCUGAAUUUCAAUUUCAAAAAAACAUUUGGUUCGGAUAGAUGGAUUCAUAUCUUUUAGUAAUGAUAAAUCUCUAAUCAUGCAAUGAUCUUGAUGUGAUUCUAAUCCAAUGGUAUGUAUUGUAAGUUCUUCCUGAUAUCUGUAGUAUUAUUGUAAAAUACAUUAAUGUUGUAGUAUUAUUGUAAGAUAUAUGUAUAGAUAUAUGUAUAGAUAUCUAUAGUAUUAUUAUAAAAUUCACAUAAAAUUAUAAUAUGGUUUAUUUAUUUACAUUUUAUUAUUAUAUCUUUAGAUGUUAUUUUUUCUUUAAUUAUAUUAUUAUAAGAGCAUAA